AAUAGGAAAUUUAUGUAUAGUGUAUGUGUUCCAAAGAUCAGUUAGUGCAAUAUCGUCACGGAAGAGAGACAUGGAUCGCAUCAAGUUUAAAGUCAAUGGAGAGGAGGUUUCAGUCGGCUGUGAAGUGCCGUCGAAUUUGAUGCUGGUAGACUACCUGCGGAACACGCUAGAGCUGCGCGGGACCAAGUACAUGUGCAAGGAAGCCGGGUGCGGCGCAUGCGUGGUCUCUGCAGUCAAGACUAGCGGGGGAACGCCGCAGUCUGUCAACUCGUGUGUGGUUCCGGUACUUUCAUGCAAAGGAUGGGACAUUACAACAAUAGAAGGAGUGGGGAACAGGAGAAUUGGCUACCACUCCCUGCAGAAGACCCUGGCCAGCAGCAAUGGCACGCAGUGUGGAUACUGCUCUCCUGGAUGGAUUAUGUCUAUGUACAGUUUGCUCGAGAGUAAGUGCGAGCUCAGCAUGUUGGAAGUGGAGAAUUCCUUCGGCAGUAACAUCUGCCGCUGCACUGGCUACAGGCCCAUCAUGGACGCUUUCAAGAAGUACGCCAAUGAUUCUUCUGCUUCAGUCACGGAGAUCGCAAACUUGCACAUCUGUGAUAAGAACGGUAGUGGUUGCUGUAAGAACAGUUGUAAUGAUGAUGAUUGGUGUUUGGUGAAGCAAGAGGAAGCUUCUGGGACUAUUGCGUUGACUCUCGUUGACGGCACCAAAUGGUACUGCGUCAACACCGUUAGCGAAGUCUUUGAGAUUUUAACUAAGGAGGGAACGAAUUCGUACUUUCUGGCUGCGGGUAGUACUUCCAAAGUACCUUACCCGUUGACAGAAAAUCCAAAGGUUGUUAUCGAUAUAAACAAUGUAUCCGAACUGAAGGGGUAUAAAGUAGAUCAGAACCUGGUAAUUGGAGCCGGUAACAGUCUCACUGAAAUGAUGGAGAUAUUUGACACCGUCUCUUCCUACGAAAACUUUUCAUACUUGAAAAAGCUGCAUAAACAUAUGGACUAUGUUGCACACAUCCCUGUGAGAAAUGUGGGAUCAAUUGCUGGAAAUCUCUGCAUCAAACACACUUACAAUCAAUUCUCUUCCGAUGUGUAUUUAAUAUUUGCAAUGGCCGGCGCUCAGCUAACUAUUCAGAGCAUGUACCUCGGCAAGGAAGUGGUUACAAUGGAGAAGUUCUUGAAGACUUCCAUGGAGGGGAAAGUCAUAUUGAACGUGAUGCUGCCACCGCUCUCCGACGAGUACCUAAUUGAGACUUACAAGGUAAUGAGCCGUUUCCAAGCCGUCCACGCCAUCGUCAACGCUGCCUUCCUUUACAAAUUGACGAGCGACAACAUCGUCUCCGAAACCAGGAUCCUGUACGGAAGCAUCACGACUGACUUUAAUCGGGCUUAUGAAACUGAGAAAUACCUGAUCGGAAAGUCAUUAUUUACCAACGAGACGCUGCAAGGAGCACUUGCGGUGCUCGAUGGAGAGCUGAAGCCGACUGAGAGCCCGCCGGAACCCUCCGCGGACUUGAGGAAGAAAUUGGCCAUGAGAUUAUUCUACAAGAGUCUUCUCUCUCUGUGCCCUUCAACUACAUUGCACCCGAGGUACUUGUCCGGCGCCACCAAACUGCGUGACAGCCGUCCUGUCUCACAGGCGAUGCAGAAAUACGACACUGACAAGUCUCUGUACCCUCUUAACGAGCCGAUUAUGAAGAUCGAGGCGAUGAUCCAAUGUUCCGGUGAAGCCCAGUACACUGACGACAUCCCUCGGUUCCACAACGAGGUGUAUGCCUCCUUGGUCCUGAGUACCGUCGCUGUGGGAGAGAUUGUGUCUAUUGACCCCACUGCUGCUCUGGAAAUGGAAGGUGUAAUAGCAUUCUAUUCCGCCAAAGAUAUCCCUGGAGAAAACACAUUCACACCAGACAAUGUGCCGCUUUACUCUUACAACGAGGAAGUUCUGUGCAGCGGCGCAGUCAAGUACUACCAUCAGCCCAUCGGCAUCAUAGUCGCCAAAACCCAAGCCAUAGCUGACGAAGCAGCUGUGCUAGUCACGGCUAAAUAUAAAAACGUCAAGGCCGCAGUUGUAGAUUUAGAAGUCGCAAAAAAUGAUUCUAAUAGGUCUAAGUUGUAUAAAGCAGCUGAGGCAACAGAAAAAGGCACUGAUGUGGCAAAGGUGGUUAGUCACAGCACCACUUUGUACGGACAAUACCAGUUCCCUAUAGAGACCAUAGCGUGUGUCACCAAGCCGACUGAAGAAGGACUAGAAGUCAAUGUUUGUACGCAGUGGGUUAACGGAGUCCAGCUUGUAGUUUCUCGAGCCUUGAACAUGGAAGAGAGCAGAAUUGACGUGAAUGUCCGUCGUGUGGGAGGUUCCUACGGUCUGAAGUUGUCUCGCAGUGGUCUCGCUGCUGUAGCCUGCAGUCUUGUCUCCGUCAAACUAAAUCGACCAUGCAGAAUUGUCCAGCCUUUAUCUAUUAAUAUGAAGGCUUAUGGAAAGAGAUGUCCAAGUCUUACUCAAUACGAGUUGUCAGUAAACAGCACGGGCGUCAUCCAACACGCAGAUAUGAAAGUCUAUGAAGACAACGGAUACGCUGUUAACGAGGACUUCUAUGCUCUUUGCUUGGACGCCAUCAACAACUGCUACAACGAAAAGAGGAUGACGUACAAAUGCUACAAUGUGUUAACUGACACCCCUAAGAAUACAUGGUGCAGGUCUCCAGGAACACUCGAGCUGAUCAGCAAUACAGAAUUAAUGAUGGAUCGGAUUGCUUACGAACUUGAUUUAGAUCCCAUUGAAGUGCGUCUUGCCAACAUAGACACAACAAAUCAUAGCACUGUUAAGGAAGUCUAUGAAAUUAAGGAACAGGCUGAGUACGACAAGAGGCGCGAAGAGGUUGACACCUUCAAUGCUAACAACAGAUGGAAGAAGCGCGGUUUGAGAUUCAGUUUCAUGAGAUGGACUCCCAUCACUGCCGGUAUCAUGGAGGUCUCCGUAUCCAUCUUCCACGGUGACGGUUCCGUAUCUAUUCAACACGGUGGUGUUGAAAUGGGACAAGGCAUCAACACUAAAGCCGCUCAAAUUUGCGCUCACAUCUUGGGCGUGCCAUUAGAUAAAAUCCAGGUGAAAACAUGCAACUCAAACGUAUCCCCUAACUGUUUCCCAACCGGUGGGAGUGUUGCCUCCGAGAACGUGUGUAUUGCAGUUGAAACGUGCUGCAAAGAACUCCUGCAGAGGAUGGAACCGGUUAAGGGUACAUUAACUGAUCCGACGUGGGAGGAAUGGGUGCAGGCUUCGUUCAUGGCAAAUGUUCAACUUCAUGCCCUCGGAGUUUUCUCGGCAAACAACUUCCAACAGUAUAAUGUUUACGGAGCGUGUCUCGCUGAAGUUGAAAUCGAUGUGUUGACCGGCGAGCUGGAAGUAAGGAGAGUCGAUCUGAUUGAAGAUGCUGGACGAAGUGUCAGCCCUGAAAUUGAUAUUGGACAGGUGGAAGGAGCAUUUAUCAUGGCCCUCGGUUACUGGACAUGCGAAGAGUUGAUGUAUGGAUCUUCAGGAGACUUGAUCACUAAUAGGACAUGGACCUACCACGUGCCUCAGGCCAGGGACAUCCCACAAAUCUUCAACGUUUCCUUCAGGACCAACUCUUACAGCAAUGACGCUGCAUUCGGAUCUAAAUGUGUUGGAGAACCGCCAGCUUGCAUGGCAGUUGCAGUACCUCUCGCCAUCAGGGAGGCGUUGGUGGCGGCCCGGAAAGAAAACGGCAUCGACAGCAAAAAGUGGUUUGAAAUUAAGGGACCAUACAGCGUCGCCCAUAUCGGCAGCAUGACUGAAACCACCACCGAGAAUCUCGUCUUCUAUUGAUCUAUUCUCAACUUCAAACUUCACGCGCGACAAAACGGACUUUUAUUGAUUAUAUCUUUUGUUAGCCUGAAAGCGCACGGGCUGUUUCUGAGUUGCGGUGAAAUAACCGCUUGAUAGGUGCACGUGCUUCGUGGAAAUUCCGUCCAUGCGCGUUUACUUCCAUCAUCUUAUACACAAGCGAUUAUUUGACCGCUAGCUAAUUUACCGCCCGUGUGCGCUUAGGUUUAGGUAUCUUUGGUGGUGCUUGUAUAACCACGUUUGCACAUUUGGUAUACUGACCACCUAUCCUACGUUAUGGUCUUUUAUAUAAGAGUAAACUUAUGGGAAUGAGUCAAAGUGCAGCAGAAGCUGUUAUAUAACAAAUACCGUAUCCAGUAGAUUACGAUCUGGUUGUCUGGAAGAGAUUGUCUCCAGAGAUAAGACCACUUGUUUGCCCUUGUUUUUGAAUUAAAUACAGUAUUUUAUAUGUAAAAUCAAACUGAAAAUAAAUAAAAAGGGACUAUUUUUAUAUUAUUUCGAAGAGGUAACUAAAAUAAUUAAUGUAAUCGCAGUUUGCCGACCUCAUGUGAUAGAUGAGCCUGAUAGUAUAGUAUCCAAUGUUCCUGAGCAACUCGCCACGUUUUUCAAAUUGAAAAACUUACGCAAAUAGUUGGCUGCCUUUGGAAUUGUAUCAGAAUCUGAUGGUUUACGGCUCUGUAAUAGACCGAUGAGACCAAACAUCUGUCAGGUUAUAAUAUGUACUUGAAUAUUGUGAAACAGGUUAUCUAAUAAUCGUUACUAAUUACACUGGCUAUGUUGUUUUUAACUUCGAAUGUGCAAAUGGGGGUAUUUUUUGUUAUUACUGUUUAGUUUUCCAAUAAAUGGUGUUGACAUAUGUAA
Molecule: messenger RNA, 4717 nt
Organism: Manduca sexta (tobacco hornworm)
Lineage: Eukaryota; Metazoa; Arthropoda; Insecta; Lepidoptera; Sphingidae
Product: xanthine dehydrogenase 1
Molecular function (GO): 2 iron, 2 sulfur cluster binding; iron ion binding; FAD binding
Source: RefSeq, a predicted model, not a curated record